Drechmeria coniospora is the source of this 720-nucleotide messenger RNA. RefSeq names its product ubiquitin conjugating enzyme. The record is from RefSeq and is a predicted model, not a curated record. Bases 1 to 720 code for a protein of 239 amino acids. NCBI's taxonomy places the organism in Eukaryota, Fungi, Ascomycota, Sordariomycetes, Hypocreales, Ophiocordycipitaceae. The transcript has 3 exons. Gene Ontology annotation, molecular function: protein binding.
AUGACGACGAGCCGUGAUCGUCGCAUCGCCAAGGAGCUGGCUGAUAUCCAAGCCGACCGGGAUCACUCCGGCGUCUACGCAGCACCCGCCGACGGCGUCACCCUCAAGCACCUCAAGGGCACCAUCCCCGCGCCCCCCGACACGCCCUACGCCGGGGGCACGUACAGCAUCGACAUCCAGAUACCGGACAACUAUCCUUUCAAGUCGCCCCUCAUGCGCUUCGAGACCAAGAUCUGGCAUCCCAACGUCAGCAGCCAGACUGGCGCCAUCUGUCUCGACACCCUCGGCAGCGGCUGGUCUCCCGUCCAGACGAUAAAAACGGCGCUCCUCUCUCUCCGCAUGCUGCUCGAAUCCCCGAACCCAAAGGACCCGCAAGACGCCGAGGUGGCGAGCAUGCUCGUCGAGGAGCCCGAGCGCUUCGCCCGCAAGGCGCAGGAGUGGGCCAUCCGGCACGCCGGUGCGAGGAAUCCAUCCUUCGACCUGAACGGCUGGAUGAAGAAGAACGGUGGCCAGUCGGCGACGGCCAAGUCGGAUGAUUUUAAUAGAUACAAGGGCUACAACAAGGAUCUCAUCGACCGCUUCGUCACCAUGGGCUUCGACCUCGACGCCGUCGUCGAGGCCUUCAUAUACGUGGGCAUAGAUCGCAACCACGGGCGAGACUACGAGCUGGAGGAGGCGUACAUGGGCGACAUCACCGCCCGUCUCCUUGGGGAACAAUGA